Messenger RNA from Stegostoma tigrinum, 2136 nucleotides. RefSeq names its product eukaryotic translation initiation factor 4h (gene eif4h). Gene Ontology annotation, molecular function: RNA binding. The record is from RefSeq and is a predicted model, not a curated record. The coding region runs from base 2 to 826 and encodes 274 amino acids. Lineage: Eukaryota; Metazoa; Chordata; Chondrichthyes; Orectolobiformes; Stegostomatidae. The transcript has 8 exons.
CAUGGCGGAUUUCGACAGCUACGAUGAGCGGCAGCAGCAGUACAGCAGCUUCGGGGGAGGCCGGGGAAGAUCUCGUGUCAGUGGUCCUCGAAAACAGAAGGAAUUACCCACAGAACCUCCUUUCACAGCCUACAUAGGAAAUUUACCUUUUAAUACUGUGCAGGGAGACAUUGAUGCCAUCUUUAAGGACCUAAACGUAAGGAGUGUUCGACUAGUCAGAGACAAAGAAACAGACAAGUUCAAAGGUUUUUGUUAUGUAGAAUUUGAUGACCUGGAAUCCCUUAAAGAAGCAUUGACAUAUGAUGGAGCACUUCUUGGUGAUCGAUCUCUUCGGGUUGACAUAGCAGAAGGCAGAAAGCAAGAGAAGGGUGGUUUUGGCUUCAGGAGAUCAGAUGACAGAGGAGUUCAGGGAGGAAUGUUGACCGGAAUACCACAAUAUUUCUACAGAGGUACUGAUUCAACAGGUUUCAGAGAUGAAGACUAUGGUGACCGGUCUAUGCUUGGAUUUGGAGGAAGUAGGCCCAGAGGUGCCCGUCUUGGAGACAGACGAGGAGGCUGGUCUAGAGAUGGACCCUCUCGUGGCUCCUGUAUGGAAUUCAGAGAGGCAACAGAAGACAAUGUCCACACAUCUGGGAAGCUUCAGCUUGACAAGAUGAAGAAUGUUAGUGAUGAAGAUAGCAAAAAGGAGGAGCGGGCACAGAGACCCAGACUGCAGCUCAAACCUCGCACAGUCGCUGCCCCACUUAACCAGGUAGCCAAUCCGAACUCAGCCAUAUUCGGUGGAGCCAGGCCUCGGGAGGAAAAAACUGGACAUGAGGAGCCCUAGCUGGCCAGAAUCAUGGAAAGUUAGGCACAGCACUUUCCAUCCCUACCACUCAACAGACUUGCUUUUGCCUACUCUUCCAACUCUCAAUGUAGCUGAUUCCAAUGGUUUCUUUCUAAGAACACUCCAGCUUAUCUGUAUUUAAGCACCUGCCUGGUACCAUCUUUUAGCAUUGGACAGUUUGAAAUCUUCAAGUGGUAGUUCCUCCACAUAACAAAAAAACAGUCUCUUAAAUGGUACUUGUGAAUAUUGCUGUACUGAGUUUCUCAGAAAUACAGAUGUGGCUGCUCAUUAGAACCUGAUGUUUUAUGGACAUCUUUCUCACUAAAUACUGUUGACCAACCUGCACGUAAUAUUCUCUGACCUAAACAUACAUGUGUGUAUAUUUUUUAAUAUGUACUAUAUAUAUAUACACACACACACGUGAACACAUUAUUCACACGCACACUCAGAGAUAUUUUAUAGAUCUCAGAAUAUUGCAUGUGUUAGAAAGAUACUAUUCGAACGACACUGAAAACUCAGUAGCCAUGGGAUCAAGCAGUUAAGCAUUCAGGAAGACAUGGUGCAUUUUGAAUAGCCAGACACUGAGCAGUGUGCUCAGAUUUUCUUCAAUGACCAUUCCCAUUGAAGGCACAUAGCCAUUUUUUCAACAUCUUGCGCUGUGGUUCUGUUGCAGAGAAGUUCCAAACAAAUGACAAACAAAAAGCUUUUUUUUACCAGGCCAUGAUCUCCUGUUGUCCUGUGAGUGAACACAUUUAUCCAUUCAUGCACAAGGAACUGGAUCUGACAAAUCUCAUUUUAAGUAGAAUCCUCAGAAUGUCGGAAUUUUGAAGUCACGUUGAAUUUGGAAAACUGUCGCUUUUUUAGAGCAUCCUAGAUAAUUAAUGUCCCACAUUUAACUUCACUUUAAGUAUAAGAAUUCCCAACAUUUUACAAAUUCUAUUUCAUGAUAUACAAAAUAAAUUUCACAUUUUGGGAAUGAUUUUUAAAAAUAAAAGCAUAGAACCGUAUUCAUUAACCCUGUCUCCUAAUGGGUGCCAUAUAUACCUUUUAAAUGCAAUUCCAAUUUUUGAGCAAGGUUGUGUGAUUUCCCCAUGGGGGAUAUUUCUCAUCCUUAGACCUUCUAUCAGUCUGUGGGAGAGAAUGAGGCACAAGUUAGGGCCAUACACCCAUUGUCAAGUUAACAUCAGCUCUUAUAUCCCUGGCUUGUACUAUGUCAACAGGAAUAACACUUAGAGUAGAUAUUAUGUUUCCCCUGUCAGGUUGGGUAUUGGAGGAGGGACCCUGAAAUAGGGUGCGUCUAAUGAAAGAGA